This is a messenger RNA of Oreochromis aureus, 1477 nucleotides long. Its product is annotated as deoxyribonuclease-1-like. Gene Ontology annotation, biological process: DNA catabolic process. The record is from RefSeq and is a predicted model, not a curated record. Bases 58 to 1080 code for a protein of 340 amino acids. Gene Ontology annotation, cellular component: nucleus. Gene Ontology annotation, molecular function: DNA nuclease activity. Lineage: Eukaryota; Metazoa; Chordata; Actinopteri; Cichliformes; Cichlidae. The transcript is spliced from 10 exons.
GACGUGUAAAGAGGUAACAAGUAAACUCGAUGUUCCCACAUACUAAUUUCUCUUUAGAUGAACCGCAUACACCCUCGCGGUGUUAGUCAGUGUCAAGAAAUGAAGAUUGCUUCAUUCAAUGCACAGAGGUUUGGACUGACUAAGGUCUCAGAUCCAGCGGUCCUGACAAGCCUGGUUAAGACUGUGUCUCGAUAUGACAUCAUAGUUAUUCUGGAGGUGGUGGAUGUAACUGGAGAUUCUGUUAGAGUGUUAGUGGAAGAGCUGAACAGGGUCAACACCACCCAUCACUAUGCUCAGCAGCUCAGUACCCGUCUGGGAAGGAGCAGAUACAAAGAACAGUUCCUGUUUCUGUACAGGGACGAUGUGGUCGACUGCUAUCAGUAUGAAGAUGACCAGGUCGAUGAUGUGGAUGCGUUUACAAGAGAGCCCUAUAUUCUCUACUUUAAACCUCACAACACAGUGCUGAGGGAUAUAGUGCUGAUCCCCGUCCGGACCGCACCAAAUGACUCUAAGAAAGAGCUUGAUGAGCUCUACGAUGUCUUCCUGGUGGUCAAAGAAAAAUGGAAAACUGAUAAUGUAAUGAUCCUGGGAGACUUCAGGGCAGAUGGCUGGUAUCUCUCAUCCAAGGAAAGGGAGGAGAUCCGCAUCCGCAGUGACAAGAACUUUCACUGGCUGAUUGGUGAUAACGUGGACACCAUGGCAAAAACAAGCGAUCAUCACGCUUAUGACAGGAUAGUUGUGUAUGGAGAAGAUAUGCUGGCAGCUAUUGUGCCAAACUCAGCUAAACCAUUCAACUUUCACAAAGAGUUUCAAAUGACAGAAGAAAUGGCCCUUAGGGUGAGUGAUCACUACCCUGUUGAGGUGGAAUUAGUCAGUGCCAUUCCCUGUUGGGUGAAAAAGAGCAACAACGGAUGCGCAGUUGUUGACACCCAGCAAGGAUCCAGCAGAACUGUGACAGAGAGUGCACAGGUUGACAUGUUCAACCUGCAAAAGGAAAAUCUCCUGCUGGAGAAAGAAAAACUUCAACUUAUCAUCUGCAUAUUAAAACAAAAGCUUGUCAAAUACCAGAUGGAGAAAUAACCAGAAGACUCCAAGUUAAGCUUUUGUUUCUUUUUAUGAUUCUGAAUAAAUAUUGUGACAUACAGUACAAUACAACAAAAAUAAAUAUGGGUUUAAUGCACGUAUUGCCUCUGUCUGUUACUUAACUGCAUGACACAGCACUGUGGUCUUGUAUGCCUUGGCUUGACCUAGUUAAGAGCAAGAAAAUAGGGUAAGGUUUGUCUCGUAGUUCUUUGGUCAAAUAGCGGAAUGAAACAUCUUCUGACAGCUGCUUAACCUGAUGAAAAGAAUGUACUUUAACAAUAGCGAAAGGCGCUAUUUUAAUUGUAUUUUUACCACUUGUUCAUGCCACACAUAAACGAACGAUGUGACGCAAUGACGUGUGCUGCAUUCAUGUUAACGGCGUAAGCUCGGAAAU